CAGCCUCUAGACAGCAGCCGCCCACAUCGACUCGAAUUUAAGAAACUGGCUGCUGCGAGUCAACAGUAAGAAUAUAAGUGUUCCGAAAAAAUGCCGGAAACCCUACCCGCCACGGCUACAAUGAGUGCCUCCAGCAUUGAUUGUACUGUGGCGGUACUGAAGGUACCCACACCCACUAUGCAAAUGCCUCAGGUGUAUAAUCUGCAGAGCUUGGGCCUCAUUAUGGAGCCAAACAACAUAAAUAUCGAACUGAAUCCAGCGGCUGCUCCGGCAAGCUCAACGAUAACCACAUCAACUGGUUUCAAGAUGAUGACUAUGGAUAUUACCAAAACGGAACCCGGUCUGGUCGGGCUCUCCACAAAUCAGCAGCAGCAACAACAACAACAACAGAAUUCCACUAUGAAUGCCGGCAACAACAGCAACAACAAUGGACAGAAUAAUGUUGUUAGUAAUGGCAACAACAAUAAUAACAACAACAAUGUCCAAAGCAUUUCGGUUGCUGCUGUUAACAACAAUAAUAACAACAACACUAACAACAAUAACAAUAACAACAACAACAAUGGAAGCCAACUAUGCGCCGGCUGCGGCAAACACAUACAGGAUCGCUAUCUCCUUCGCGCCCUCGACAUGCUGUGGCACGAGGACUGCCUCAAAUGUGGCUGCUGUGAUUGCCGUUUGGGUGAAGUUGGCUCCACCCUCUAUACGAAGGGAAAUCUAAUGCUAUGCAAGCGUGACUAUUUGAGAUUAUUCGGCAAUACGGGAUAUUGUGCCGCUUGCAGCAAAGUGAUACCGGCCUUCGAGAUGGUUAUGCGGGCCAGAACCAAUGUCUAUCAUCUGGAAUGCUUUGCAUGCCAACAAUGCAAUCAUAGAUUCUGCGUUGGCGAUCGUUUCUACUUGUGUGAAAACAAAAUCCUCUGCGAAUAUGAUUACGAAGAGCGUCUGGUGUUCGCCUCCAUGGCUAAUCACCCAAUGCUGAAGCGCCAUGUGUCCUCGCUGGGCCAGGGCUCACCCACUGGCGGGGGCGGAGGAGCCGGUGGAGCGGCGCCCGGCGUUGGCGGCGGUCUUUUGGGCGGCGGCGUCAAUGGCAAUGGCAAUAUGAAUGGCCCCCGCACACCGGGCGAUCACAACAAUAACAACAAUGGGCCACAAACACCGACUGGCGGAGGCGGAGGAAGUGGUGGGUCACCAUUCGCUGCCGCGGCGGUGGCUGCUGCAACCGCUGCCCAUAUGAAGAAUCAACUGGGUGCGUCCAGCUAAAAUAAAGCCCUUAUCAUGAGCGGCAAUGCUAAUGGUGUUGGUAGUGGUAGCGGCGGCGGCGGCGGCGGCGUGGGUGGCGUUAAUGUUGCCGGGGGAGGGGUGGCUAAUCUUGGCCAGCAGUUCUAUGGGGCAACUGGCUUUGGCAUCCAUCACCAGCAACAUCAACAGCACCAACAACAGCACCCGCAUACGCAUCCGCAGCAGCACCACCAUCAGCAACAGCAGCAUCAGCAGCAGCUCAUGGGCUUGGGCUUGGGUAUGGGCGGUGGAGGAGGACCCGGAGGAGGCGUUGGCAGCAUGGGCAACAGCUGCAAGCGCUACCAAAGAAAAUUCUACAAUCGCAACUGAGUAACGAAAAAUAAUCGCCAAGUUCGUUCGUUAAUGAUCGAUCGAAAAAAAGAAAACAAAAAACACGCAAACCUUUGUUCACUUUGACUGAGUUAAAGUUUUGAUACUUUAUUCUUAUUUUUUUUAUUAUUAUUUUUUUCGUCGUAAUUUAGUUUAGUUUAAACUAAUUAAAUGUUUGCUGAAGUUGUGCUCGGGGAUUGUUCCAAAACCGAUAUCGUUAUUAUUAUUAUACAAAAAAAAACACACACAAAUUUCAAAAUCCUCUAAUCGUGAAAAUAUUGCAGAAAUAUCGACGAUAUUUCCUGUGGAUGUCUCUCAAGCAACAGCCAAUUGUAGCGAAUAUAUAUAUAGAUCGAUCAUCGACAUCGGCAUUUAACCAGUAUAUAUGUAUACCCUUAUCGAUAUGUCGAUAUCUGCGAUAUAUCAGCAAUCCGAUUCGGGGAACAUAUAUAAUGCCUAAGCGACAAUAUUUAACAAUGAUUUUUACUUUUACUACUCACUUUAAGACCUGUAAAUAUUUUUCCUGUUGACCAUACAUAAAUACAGCUAACUAUAA
Drosophila willistoni is the source of this 2161-nucleotide messenger RNA. It is a transcript of the gene Bx, whose product is annotated as paxillin-B. Gene Ontology annotation, biological process: positive regulation of transcription by RNA polymerase II. The transcript is spliced from 4 exons. Gene Ontology annotation, molecular function: transcription coactivator activity; DNA-binding transcription factor binding. Lineage: Eukaryota; Metazoa; Arthropoda; Insecta; Diptera; Drosophilidae. The record is from RefSeq and is a predicted model, not a curated record. Gene Ontology annotation, cellular component: nucleus.